CGCCGGCGGGGCCGGCAGUGGCGGCGGCCAUGUGGGGCUGUGGCGACCCCGGGGGAGCCGCCGCCGCCACCAUUGUCCUCAGCGGGACCCGCGACUGCUUCCUGCACCUGCCGCCCGCGCUGGCCUCCCUCCUCCGCCUGCAGCAGGGCCAAGCUGUGAAAAUAUCCUGUGGUCAUCAGCCAAUAUUUUUGAGCUGGAUGGAAACCAGGCAUCGAGGUCACCAGGGUGAAAAUAAUGCAGAGAUUAACAGACAUUUGGCAGAGAAACUUGGCAUCACAGAUGGAGAGCAGGUUUUUCUUGAACCCUGUUCCCAUGUGUCCUCCUGUCAGCAAGUAGAAGUGGAACCACUCACAGCAGAUGAUUGGGAAAUUCUGGAGCUGCAUGCUUCCUCCCUUGAAAGCCACCUUCUGGACCAGAUUCGAGUGGUGUUUCCAGGAGCCAUCUUUCCUGUCUGGGUUGAGCAGCACACCCAUGUUUACAUCAGAAUCGGUGCACUUGUGCCACCAGCCCCAUAUGGGAGAUUAGAGCCAUGCACGGAGCUUCUGGUAUGUCCCAAAACACACGGACCUGAGGAGAAUAUCACCAGCACACCUGCCACAGAAAGUGACAUCUUGCUCAAAAAUUUUGUGAAAAAUAACAUGGAACAAGAAGAAACACUAAAGGAUCCUUUUGCCAAACAACCUUACUUAAAGCCUGGAGCCCUUGAACAGAGUAAGACUGAUUCAAACAUGACGUUUGGCUCAAAUGUUCUCCCAAAUAUAUGGAAUUUCAUAGGGAACAUUUUCUCUAGUACAUCUGAGCAGAAACAGAAGAUUUCAUGUGAUAAGGAUGAAAUGAGCGUCUUCAGAGACAAGCUGCUGAACUUGAUUCACAUGGAUUCCAUUUUUAGAGUGUGUCAGUCCCAGCCUCCCAGCGUACAGAAUGUAUCCACCACUCAUGAAUUUCUGAAAUGCAAUGCUGUUCAUGUUUUUCCAUGGAAUUUAGAAUACGUUGAUUUAGAUCCAAAUCCUGUAGUAUCUUACGGGAAAAUUAACGAGCUGCUUUCCCCAAGACAACGUCAUCAAGAAGCAAAACAAAAUCUGCCACUUGAAAAGCAAAAUCAUUUGACUAGUACACAAGACAAAAACCCUUCUAAUUCUAUUAGCAGUGAAGCAUCCAGUGAGGGAUCUGUUGUUCAAAUCGUUUGGAAUGGAUUUGAAGAUCUAAAGAGUGUCAUAGAGUAUGGCCAUGAUGGGGGAGCCCUGCAUGUUGGAAGAGUUUGGAUUGCAGAUGGUCUGAGGAAAAAACUACAUAUUGAAAUACAUUCAACAGUCCGAAUUAAGUCAGUUGAAUCUGUUCCUAAAAUUCCUGUAUCUCUUACGCUGCAACCCAAACAGAACUUACGUAAAGAUAUACAUGAAGAUGAUGUUAAAUGUGCAUUCAGUUCUUGGCUGCAGGAUUCCACUACUGAUGAUCACCCAUGGAUAAUGACAAGCACAGACUGUAUACAUCUGUCUGUUAAAGAAGGAAUAGAGGAAUUUGUCCUUAGUGCAGCGCAUCCCGUGCACAUUGAAGAAAAUAAAUCUGAGAAUAUUUUUAUACUGAGUCCCAGUUUGCUGCAAAAGACAAAUAUACAAGUUCUUUUACAUCCUCUAAGUACAAAAGCUGAUGAUGACAAGCAGCCACCCAUGCCUGAUAGAGACAAGAUCCUUCCAUACCACAAACUAAGCGAUUUAGGAGGAGUGGACAAAUUAGGCACAUCAUUAUUUGAACACAUAAGCCACAGUCUUCUGGGGCGUCCUUUAUCCCAAAAGCUGGCUGCUAAUGCUGUGGGACUGCGAAGUGGAGGGGUGCUUCUCACAGGAGGAAAGGGAAGUGGAAAGUCAACAUUAGCAAAGGCCAUCUGCAAAGAAGCUUUCACUAGACUGGAUGCUCAUGUUGAAGUAAUUGAUUGUAAAGCUUUAAGAGGAAAAAGAUUAGUAAACAUAAGGAAACAUGUGGAAGAAGCUUUUUUAGAGGCAGCAUGGAGACAACCAUCCAUUCUUCUGAUGGAUGAUCUUGAUCAUAUUGUUGGAGUACCUUCUACACCCGAGCAUGAGAACAGCCCUGAAACUGUUCAGAGCAAUAGACUUGCUUAUGUUUUGAAAGAUCUGAUGAAAGAAGUUAUUUCCAUGGGGAGUUUGAUUGCAUUAAUUGCCACGAGUCAGUCUGAACAUUCCCUUCAUCCUUCCCUGGUUUCAGCACAAGGAACUCAUGUAUUUCAGUGCUUCAAAUGUAUCCGAUCUCCAGAUCAGAAGCAAAGAUAUGAAGUGCUGUAUUCCAUAAUAAAGAAGAAACUGAAUUCUGAUCCAAAGGACUUCUCUGAUCUUGACCUCCAGUGUAUUGCAAAGGAAACAGAAGGUUUUGUUGCUAGAGAUUUCACUAUGCUGGUGGAUCGUGCCAUUCACACCUGUGCUUCUAACCAGAGUGCAUCAGAUAAUGGUGCAGAUUUGAACCUGUCAACUGUGGAUUUUCAGACAGCUCUAAAAGAUUUUACUCCAUUAGCUCUGAGAAAUGUCAACCUUCAUAAACCUAAAGACCUUGGCUGGGACAGGAUUGGUGGCUUAAAAGAUGUGAAGCAAAUGCUCAGGGAUACCAUCCUGUUACCUGUAAAGUAUCCAGAAUUAUUUGCAAACCUGCCCAUACGGCAGAGAUCAGGAGUUUUGCUGUACGGAGCACCUGGAACAGGAAAAACACUGUUGGCAGGAGUGGUUGCAAGAGAGAGUGGAAUGAAUUUCAUCAGCAUCAAGGGACCAGAACUGCUCAGCAAAUACAUUGGAGCAAGUGAACAAGCAGUUCAAGAUAUAUUUAACAGAGCUCAGGCAGCUAAGCCUUGUAUCGUUUUCUUUGAUGAGUUUGAUUCUAUUGCUCCUCGCCGAGGCCACGACAACACAGGAGUCACUGACAGAGUGGUUAACCAGCUGUUGACUCAGUUAGAUGGUGUGGAAGGCCUGCAAGGAGUUUAUGUGCUAGCUGCUACCAGUCGCCCGGAUUUGAUUGACCCUGCUUUGUUAAGGCCAGGUCGACUGGAUAAAUGCCUGUACUGUCCACCUCCUGAUCAGAAUUCACGCUAUGAAAUCAUAAAAGCUCUCAGUCAUUCCUUGUCUUUGGCAAAUGAUGUGGACUUUCAGGAUGUGGCAGCGAAAACAGAGCAGUUUACAGGGGCUGACCUAAAAGCUUUGUUGUACAAUGCCCAAUUAGAGGCAAUCCAUACUAAUUUAAAUUUAGGUUUAACACAGGAUUUUGGAUCUAGUUCUGAUAGUGACUUCAGUCUCUCUUCCAUGGUUUUUCUAAACCACAGCAGUGGCUCAGAGGAUUCAGCAACAGAAGGAGAAGCAGGGCUAGAGCACUCUCUUAUUUCUUUAGAUAUGUCUGACCUGCUUCCUGAAGAUCCAAGGUCCAACAUGUAUCGUCUUUAUUUUGGAAGCUCUUAUGAAUCAGAGCUGGGGAAUGGAACUCCUUCAGAAUUGAGCUCUUUGUGUUUUUCUGGUCCGAACUCCAUGACUUACGACUUCACCAGCAUCACUCAGAGAGAUGUUGCAUCCUCACAGCCUGCAAUGCUUAGAACAGCUUCUCAAGAAGGCUCCCUGGAGAACCAGGAGCAGCAAGCAGAGCACCUGAGGACAGAAAUCAAUGCUAGCAAGGCCAGUUACAGAAGCAAGAAUGGAGAGGACAGCACCCUUAAUCAAUCAGUGCUUCCCAAGACCACUGUGACUAUCACCCAGUCUCACCUGAUGACUGCUCUGCAGGGAAUGAGACCAUCCAUUAGUCAGGAUGACUGGAAGCAUUUUACUGAACUGUAUGAUAAUUUUCAGAAUCCCAAGAAGAGGAAAGUACAGAUUGGUGCAACAUUCAGACCAGGACAAAAAAUGACUCUAGCUUAGUGAUUUGUAUUUGCUUAUAAUUGCUAAACUGUAACUGGAAAUGACAGUUAUGAUUAAAUCAGAUUAUUUAUAUUCAUAUAGAUUUAUUAAUGCAGCAGUUGGAGAUAAGUUUCUUUUAAACUAAUAUGCUGUAAAAUUAUGUCACAUUUUAUUUUGAAGAAAAUUGUCCUCCUUUAGAUUGAUAUUAAAUUUUUUGAGAACAUUGGUUAUGUUCUGUCCACUUGUUUAUCAUAUAAACUUUUAAACUUUGUUUUUUAUCAAUUUACUUGACACAGUCUAACAAUGAUUUCCUGUCCCUGCUUACUCCCUCACAACAAAUAGAAUCUGGUCAAAUAGACUGUAAUAUUAAUGGGGGAUACUUUUUAAAAUAGUCUAUAAAGCCAUUCUCUAAGGACCUUUGGAGAGGUGGUACUUCAUAGAUGAAGGUGGUACUUCAUGUGUAUAUUAGCAGGCAACUAGACUAAUAUUUCCAGAAUAUACUUUUACACCUAUAGCAGGAAAAGCCAGAGCAAGGUACUUGCAUCUUGUUUUCUGCCACUCUUUGUUAAUCAGAAGAAUACCAAAUUGCAUUUCACAGCACCUGCACCUUCUUACCCCUACUUUUUUUUCCCCAGAGACCGCUAAAAAUAUUUUGGAUGCUUGGAAGCUUUGUAAUGUUACAUCUGAAAUUAUUCAAAACUCUUGUCUUCCACGGAGUUUAUUAGAGAGUUGUGUUUCUUAACUGAUACAUAGAUAACCAGGUCUUAACACAAGGAGGAAAGAAAACUAGAGAUGUUUCCCAUUAGUCUGUUUGACUCUUUCACAGCAUUUUGCUUCCCCUUCAAAACAGUCUUCAUCUCUAAGCCAAGGAAGUACUAUAUUAUCAUCAGUUCAAAUACUUGCAUUUGAAACUUCAGCCCAGGUAAUUUAUUGAUUAGUUCCUGCAUUUUUUCAGGUACCAAUAGGAGUUUUUACUUACCCUUUCACCUACUGGCUUAGAUUUUUCAGUCAAGGGUUCUUUCCUACAUCCAGAACCUCUAUAAGAAGGUGAUCUUCCAGCUCUGUCUGUAUCAAAAUUGUUUAAAGAACACUGUGGUUUAUUACAUCUUCUUCACUUGGUAAAGAAGUCUUCAGAUACUACAAAAACCUCCAGAUUAGCCAAAAUUAGCAGCAGUAUCUGUUCUUCAAUUUAGGUCUAGAUAAUGGUUGUACAAAAUUUCAUUAGAAAUGGAAAUUAUUUAAUGUUUCUGGUACUGGUGAUCUCAUAAUGCACUGAUACUUAACUCUGAAAGGACAGUCACAGGCUAAUUGUGAUGUAGCAAAGACAGUUCCAUAGAUUAUUGUACUGUCCUCACACUGGGAGUCAUUUAAUUGGAAUACUGUAUUUCAGUGCCAGGAAUUACAUUGCAGAGUUAAAAAGGAAGGUUUGCUGUAUGCCAAGGUCUUAUCAGUCCUCAACCAAAAUUAUGUACUACACUGUCAUGGAAAAUGUUCUUAAAACCCAGGAAGUCAAAGUUCCAAAUCUCUGUUUUUCCUCCUUCCUCCAUGCAAGGAAUUUCACCAGUGAAUGAGCUCAGUGUUAAUUCAGACAUUCCCCUGCAUACAUAACCUGGGUGAUGCUGAGGGCAGGUUCAUGUGAUCCAGGGAGGUCACUGAAUAACUACCUGCUGCUAGGUGAUCUUUGGUUACAUUCUGAGUUGCAUUGACAUCUCUCCUUGGAAGAGAAUGUAAAUGAAGCCUAGCUAAGAUCUGUUGUAAGUCUGAUGUACAAGGAGCAUUAAGCCUGUAGCUCAGAGGAGGAUAAUGCCUUCUCUUCAAGUGUUAUGCAACGUAGAGACUCUUGCACGAGGCCUGGGAGGGAGAGGCUCUCCAAGAGAAAAGGGACUGAUGACAUUUGAUUCACAUUCUGUAGAGCAGUAGGAUUUUGCUGCAGUGGCUCAUGAUGACAGCCCAGGCUGACAGGCAAUGGGUGUCAUGUUUGAAUCUGUUUUCUGAUCUCCUCCCUCAAGUCAAGAACUAAACCAGCUCUGUGAAGCAGCAUCUAGAGAUGAACAAAUCCUGUGCCUCCUCACUUGUUCUCCUAUCACUACCUCUCUUAAGGGAUGAUGAUGUCUGUUUAUCUGGGUAUACAGUACAGCCCUUAUAAAGGUUUGAUAACCUGGGGUAGCUUUUUUUUGCCACUUCACUUGUCACCAACCUUGUCAGCUGUCAUUGAUCUUUCCUCCACUGCCUACCAGUCUUUCCCUAUAGUUGAGGAACUUCUGAGGAAGUCUUAUACAUAAAUGAUGUAAACAGUAACCCUGUUUCCAGUGUGCAAGGAGUUCUUUAAAUUGUUUAAUAGAACUUGGUUUCCACUACUAUUCAAAAAUUUUUCUUAAAAUGAAUUUUAUGUUUGGAGCUAUCUUCUUUCAGCUGGUUAGCUGGCAUUUUUUUCAAACAGUAGUUUGGAAAAAUCUACAUGUUUUGAAAGUGAUCUGCCAUUCUAGACUGUAUUGACUGAAGAGUUUCAGGGGGGAAAAAAAGUGAGGUGGCAGGUCAGUUCUGUUAAAUCCUGGUUUAAUUGCUGCAAUUAACUCUACUGAGAAACUUAUAUGUCUGAAUGAUGAGGGAAUCUGGUAAUUCUUAAUGAUGAAAAUCUUACAGACUUGCUUUUCCAAGAAUUGGGGGCAUUGGGGCACAUUAAAUCUCAUCCAGUGUGUUGCAUCCUUUUAAUGGUAUUCUGCCAUAAAUCACAUCUAUUCUUUGGGAAACAGUAUUUCUGGUGUAUGGGAAAAGUUUCACGAGGUCAUUGAUUGUCUAAUUUCUUAAGGAAUCACACUUUGUUCUAUUUUCAAAGAGAAAAAUGGAAAAGAUUUCUUAAUCCAUUUGAAAUUAACUUAAAAGAUAAGCAACAUCUGUGGAGGCUUAAAUUACUUAGCCUUCUGUUCAAUAGAUGAUGUCACCAGCUAGAACUCUGCUUGACAAUAUUUUAAGCAUGACAGUUAACAGCCUGGUUAAAACACAUGAAUUUUAUCAUUUAUAUUAGAUUUGAAAUGUACUUUAGCUUUUAGUUCACCAAACAAGUCUAAAUUUUGUGUGGACCAAUCUGUGGAUUUAAUGUCAAACAGGGAGUUUCUCCAUCCCUCUCUUGUGGCAUUAAGGAAACAUAGUCAAUUUCUCCAGCCUAAAACCAAAUAAAUAUUUUAAAACACAAUUUCAAAGCAAAAGCAUUGCAUAAACUUGAUUUUUUUCACAGGCUAUUUUACUCCAGUUAACUGGGUGUGUGUGUGAUAUAUAUAAAAAUUAUUAAAAUAUAUAAUUGACUUUUUAAUCUUAUUAAUGUAAUUUAUAAUUUGACUUCUUGCCUAAUUUAUUUAUUAACUCCCAGUUAUUGCAAAAACAGUAAAAUCCAUGCAUUUUGUAUCAGUGCAUGAGGAUCUGACUCCUUGUUUAUUACUUCAUAGCUCCUGAGCUCAUGCAGUAGGGUGGGAGUGAAGCCUGCUUUCCAAGAAGUUAAGAUAACAAUCAUAAAUCCAUAAGCUGUGAAGGAACUUUGAAGAGACCAGAAGCAGAACAGAGUUUCUUGCAUGAGUUCAUCAGCUAUUUGCAGAGUUAAUCCUGUGGAACAAAGGUGGGAGACUGGACUCCAAUUUGUCAAUGUCAGUUGUCAGGUAAGGAUUCACUUGUCUCUCACAGGCAUCAUUUGGGAAUAACCCAUUUACUGCCACCCCUUGAGAAUUUUGGCUUAAAGGUUCAAUUACUUGAGUUUUCCCCUUUCUAAAAUAACUCAAACAGUAACAAUCUGUCUUACAUACCACAGUGAAAUGGAAAUCUGUUGACUAAGGUUUAGCCUGCUGUUGGAGUGAUACAACAAAGAGGUCCAGGAUUAAAUAUUUCCAGACGCUCAGGCAGUAGUAGAAAUGCUAAAUCAGUUUGCUGGUGUUUAGGUCACAAGUGUAAAUCAGAUUAACAGGAGAGAAGUGGGAAAAAUCAAUUCUCUCUAUCCUCUAGCAGCAGGCAGGGCUUUUGUAAGACUUUCAUGUAUGUGGCCUUUGUGUAAUGUCCUACAACAGUCAUGUCAGCUGCUAUUAGGUAACCAGGGCAGAUUUUGCAUCUCUCAGCAGUACUGUCCCCUACCAGUCUCUAAAGUGUCCAAAAGUCUUUAAUAGCUUGAAUUAGUUGAAAUGAUUUAGUGAAGACUGGUAUCCCAGGGACAAAGUCAGUCUGGGACUCCUGAGUACAAAAAGAUGCGCUCGUUCUUCACUGUUUACACAAAACCAGCUCUUAGGAUACUGCAGGAAUGAUCACUACCUAUGUAGGCACAGCUACAGCACAGUAUGGAGCUUGUGGAGACCCAGUGUGGACAUGGAUUUUGGUACAUCAAAAAUUACUAAGGUAAUGCAGGUGUUGGGCAAAUUUCCCUUAUUUCCAGAGAUCAGCAGCUUUGUAGAAUAAAAAGCAAAGAAUAAAAACCAAAAUGUUUGCAACCAUCCACAAAAUGCCAUCAGUGCCAAUUUAUAUAAUUCCAGCAUUAGCACCGGCAGGAUUAAAACCAUCCACAUGGUUUUAUGCCCAUUUUCUGUUGGGAAGGUAUCUAGGUCCUUCAGAUGAACUAAUUACAAAUUCAGUGCUAAUCUCCACUUCCAUAAUUAUUGCCAAAUUUCAGGAAAUAAAAUGAUUUCUUAAUAAUAUAUAUUACUUUAUUGCAAUGCUUGUAUAUUGCCAAAGCACUGCUGAAGUUAUUUUAUAACUCGAGGAUCAAAUUCAUGUGACCUUGUUGAGAUACUUAAAGGCUACAACAGGAGCUAUUUGGUGGUUUACUGUUUUAGUGUUUGCCAAGAACUAAGUCUUAUCCCCAUUUUCUAAUGGCCAUUUUUCCAGUAGUUAAAAACCUGUUCAUUUUCUAAAUGUCUAAAAUACAUUUUCUUCACUGUUAAAAGAUCAAAAUGUCCUUCAUUAAGGACAGGUAUAAAGCAUAGAUGCAGGAAAAACCCACUUGAAGUCAGCAUGUUGAAACUUGUUUUUUCUACAGGUCCUGGGGAGAAAAAGGUCUUGGCUUUGCUCACAUCAGCAUCUGCCUCUAGGCACUAGAGUCCUAAUCCUCUAGGACUGACCCCAGCCUUUCUUCCCAUGUUUAGGUGAUUGGAUCUCUCUGUCCUUCCUCAGCAGCUGCCCAGCACUGCAGGUCCUGCUGGCUGAGCCAUUCUUGGUGAGGACAGUGGGUCUGAAGCAGAACUCUUGCAGUGGGGAGCAGGCAGAGUGCUGGGGUGGCAUGAGACACACGGGGUUGUUCCUCUCUGUCCGUAAGGGAUGCAGGGCCCCUGCACCAUGGAGCACAAGGAAGAGUUGAUCUCUCCUAAGGGGCCAUGGUUGGAAGGUACUGCAGAGCCUCCCCAGGGUGCUCCUUCUUCCCUGAGCAGCUGGGGCAGGCAGGCAGGUGGAGAGAGAAAUGCUUAUGAGAAAUAUUAAUUUCAUUUCUUAGUUUAAAGUGGAUAUCUUAUCCCAGCUCCCUGCUAUGGUGAAAUGAAUUCCAGAAAAGGCUGUAGGGUGGAACACAGCCUCUUCACAGGUCCUUCUUUGGUGAGAUGGAGCUUGGGCCAUUCACAUACAUUAACAGACAUUUACAGGGAACAAUCAGAAAAACCUGAAAUUGCAACCCAAGGCCAAGCGAAGAGACUGCCCUGUGCAGUGCUUUUUGAGACAGCCCAUCAUUUUCUCAGACUGCAGAGUGGCAGCAGGGGGGUGUCAUAAGAUGUGUAGGAUUGCACUCAUUCUGUGCAGGCACUGUUCUGCUCUGACAUUUGUCAACUCUCAGUUUGUCAUGCUACGAGUAAAUUUGGUUUGCAAAUGUUUCCCCUCAAGCACUGCAAGAUGUAUUUGCCACAUAAGUUGUGUAACAUUAGUUACCUCUUUGGAAAUUCAAUCUUUUUAUUCUUGCUGAUAUUUUUUCUCUGUAGGUGACUGAUGAAGAAAGUCACCCUUUCCAGCUAGCAGUUGAAAAAUUAAAAGCCACAUUAUGGAAACUAAAAAGCAGGUAUCUCAGACAGAUCUCAGAUUUUCCUGCUUUCCUUAUUGUUUUGCAAGCAGCAUAUGUUCUCAGCAUUGAAGUACUUGUACAGUUUCAUCUCUGCAGAUUUUCAGUCUUGUGACCCAGGUGGGUCCUACUAUAGCAACAAGAGCUGAUUUUAUAAUUUGGGCACUGUAUCAAAAUGCAGAGAAAUUCCCUGUACUUUAUGAAGGACUGUAUUUUAUGAAGAACAGUUCUUGCUUUUUAAGACCAAGUUUCUUUCUCUGUAGAUUGCAAUGAAUUCAAGGUGUUGUAAACAAGAUACUGUCCUGACCCUGAGAAGAGAGACUAUGCUAUUGUAACAACCUACUCAGAUAAUUAAAGAAACAUGUGUAAUGUGAUUUUGUAGAGGUUUUUUCUUAGUUACAGCUAAGAAGAAAAUGUCAACAAGUUAAAAAAUCUAAAAUGUACUUUUUCCAGAGUUUAGGAAACUUCAUUUGUUCAAGACACUUAGCAUGAUCAGGGAUUCUAUGCUGAUUGGGACUGCAUAACCAGGGACAAUAUUGCUUGUCACAUCCAAUUUUUUCCACAUUCUUCUCUGUACUUUAAACUGCUUUUCUUCCCAGUGGAAAUGUUUGGUUUUGUGAAUGCCACAAAAUAGUGCUUGCUAGUAUUUCAGGGUAAAAUGUUUUCUGAUUUUAUUGUCUUGAUAUUCAUGAUCUGCACACUUGAUGGAAAAUUAUAAAUGCACUCACAGCUGUUUGUGAAAGAUCCAAUAGUGGCAGCACAGGCAAAACAGUAAAACAUUUCACCUAAGAUGUGGUGAUGAUGGAUGAUAGUGAUGUUUCAAAACAUGAAGCAAGACAGACUUCUUAUGUCCUCUUUCAAGACAGAAAACAAGGUUUAACAACAGAUAGAGCAUAUUGUUACAAGGAAGGUCACUUACAAAGCUCAGUUUCAAGGUGACAAAUAAAAAACUGGGUAUUUUGGAUACAGACAAAUGUGUGCAGAACUUUUUUUUUUCUUAGCUAUAUUGAAGUUGUUCCAAUUAACUAAUUGCUUGAUCAGUGUGGUGCCUGUGUUUAGACACAGUCUGUGCCUUUGUCAGACCGUGGGAGCCUGAGCAUUCAGACCCUUCCCAUUUGAUCCUAGCAGAGGGAAGCAGCUGGAAUCCCUGCUGUCCCUUUGGCUGUCAGGACGGAUCACAGACCAAAUUAACUCUUUAGAGAUCUUCACAUGUUUCUUCUGCUUUCUGGAGAUGAAAAUGUUCUCAUUAAUAAUAUUAUAGACUGGUUCUUUGGGUACAUAUAAUACCAUAAAUAGCUGGAGGAACUAGGCUAGAAGAGCAAUUGGGAAACUGCCAUCCCACAGCAGCUGAUUCUGUGAAAAAGAAAUAAUGCCUCAGUCUCUGUUUUCUGCUCAGGAUAUGUCAGAGGUCACCUACUCUAAAGAUGAUCUUAAGCAAGACAUGCUGUGUUUGAGAUGCCAUUGUUUUUUAAUGUUAUCUUUUUUCAGGUAUUUUCCUCCUGUAGCUGGAGUCAAAGGCAAUACACUGAAAGUUUACUGCUUGAGAAGGUCUUGCACACAGUACCCAUUAACACUCAAAGACAUUGCACAUGGCAGGGAAGGUAAAUAUCAGGGCCUCUCAUAAGUAAACUUUUAUUUCCUGGAGUUCCUUGGCAGUUAUCUUUGCAAAUAAUGUAAUUUGUGGGAAUCAUGAGUGGAUUGAGAAUUUGCAGUCCAUGACAUUUUCUAAAUAUUAAAAAUGUUUAGAAUGUGGAAACAAAACAUGAUUAUUUAAUUUCAAGUUUAUCCCAAGCAUGAAGUAAUACAGCAACAUCAUGCUGCUACAUUUAAAGUCUUCAAAGCUUGUGCUCUAGUUGUGCAUAUUACAAUGUAUUAUGGACUGUAUAUUUUAAUCAGAAAACUGAAAAUGUUGAAUCAGCUGAUAUUAAAAUUUUGCUGAAUGCUUUUAACGGGUAAAAUGUUUUUCUCUAUUCAUGAGCUCUGUCUAAGCAUAUACAUCUCUCAAGCAUUUGAUACACCUUUCUGUAUAUGCAGGUUGAGUGCUGAGGAGGCAUUUAAUUUUGACUUUGGGCUCUCUUUCAGAUUAUUUCUGUGUGCCUGUAUUCAUUGGAUAGCAUUUUCACACAUUAACUAUUAAAAAACCUUUUGAGGUCUGUAAUGUAUACUCAAUUGACAGCAUUGCAUGGGGACUUCUUUUGCUUUGUUUUUGAUUAAAAUAUUUGCAGAAUUAA
Molecule: messenger RNA, 12125 nt
Organism: Zonotrichia albicollis (white-throated sparrow)
Lineage: Eukaryota; Metazoa; Chordata; Aves; Passeriformes; Passerellidae
Gene: PEX1
Product: peroxisomal biogenesis factor 1
Biological process (GO): protein import into peroxisome matrix
Cellular component (GO): cytosol; peroxisome; peroxisomal membrane
Molecular function (GO): ATP binding; ATP hydrolysis activity
Source: RefSeq, a predicted model, not a curated record